Messenger RNA from Anneissia japonica, 2263 nucleotides. RefSeq names its product protein PML-like. Bases 161 to 2263 code for a protein of 700 amino acids. Gene Ontology annotation, biological process: positive regulation of DNA-templated transcription. The transcript has 2 exons. NCBI's taxonomy places the organism in Eukaryota, Metazoa, Echinodermata, Crinoidea, Comatulida, Comatulidae. Gene Ontology annotation, molecular function: zinc ion binding; ubiquitin-protein transferase activity. The record is from RefSeq and is a predicted model, not a curated record. Gene Ontology annotation, cellular component: chromatin; nucleoplasm.
UCCGCCAUGGUUUGUCCUGUCUUUCAUGAUUUGUAAUGUGACUGGUUUAUACACAAGAAUAGCCCCCUGUUCGACGUUAAAGACAAACCCAGGGAAUCAACUUUUUGGAACUGCGCAAAAUUAUCACAGAUGAGCCGCUUUACUAAAGGAUGAUUUCAAGAUGGCUACCAGUUCGGAGUUGAAUCAGUUUCUGGAAUAUGUUGAUGAGAAGGUGCUAGAGUGUACCAUAUGCUUUAAGAGACUUCAAAAUCCCAAAUCCCUCAACUGCCUUCAUAGUUUCUGUUUGACGUGUCUGGAAGACUGGGUUAAGACAAAGGGUAAGCUGACAUGUCCAACUUGCUCAAAGUCACAUGCCAUUCCAGAGGGUGGACUUCAGAAGCUUCCACCAAAUACUUUUCUGAAUAACUUAUUUGAAGCUAUUGAACAAAUUGCCAAAAGAGAUCAGAAAAAUUGUGUUUGUGGAAAAAAACAAGCAACAUAUUACUGCCAGGAAUGCAGACAUUACUUAUGCAAAACUUGUAGUGAUUGUCACAAAGUAUUUCCUGCAUUGGCAAAUCAUAAGCUCCGUACUGUAGAGGAUGUAGGAUCAAUGACUGCACAAGACUUUGCAUUGUUACAUCCUCCGCUAUGUUCUCUUCACAAUAAGUCUCUGGAGUUUUACUGCACAGAUUGUGCAACUCCAAUCUGCAUAAAUUGUACUCUUACGGAGCACAAGGUGUGGGAAGGAAAACACAAAGCAAUCAGCAUCUCCGAAGCAUUCCAGACUUUUAAAGAAACUUCGGCAAAAUUGGAAGAAGCUGCGCAACAUUACACAAACAAAUUAGAAGAUGGUCUCCAAUCUGUUAGCCACAAUGCCACAACUUUUGAACAAAGUAAAAAUACGUGUUUGAGAGAUAUUGACAAUCAUGUGCAAACACUUAUAAAGACCAUCAAGGAGAAUGGAGACAAGAUGAAGAAUGAAGUAGAGGAAAUGUAUGAAGUAUAUACAGCGACAUCUGAUGCACAUAUGGAUGAAUUGAGAACAAUCUUAUCUGAUAUAAAUACAAAAUUGAGUUUUCUUAACCAGUUGCUGAAGAGUAAUGACGCAACAGCAAUGCAGUCAAGUGAAACAGUAAUUACAGCACUGAAGGACAGAAUCAAUGAAUUGCCAAAAACAAAGCCAAGUGAUAGUGCACAAAUAAACUUCUCUAUAAACGUACAGCAAAUUUCCUCACUAUUAGAACAUGAUAUUGGGAUUGUAAAACAAUCAAAGUUAGUGAAAGAGAAAUCGGACACGGACACUGAAGAUGAGCAAUUGCAACAGCAUAGUUCUUUCGAAGUUGCUGUUAGCAAAUCAUUCAGAGUUAAAUCAGACAGUAACAGCGAGGUAGAGAAUGAACAGUUUACUACUGAAGUUUCAGAAACUGUAUGUGAUGCAGUUGGAGUUGAGACUGAGAGUGAAAGUAGAUCAUACAGUUACAGAGAGGUGAAGGCACAGCCUAAUGAAUUUGAAGAGUUAGCAUGUAAUGCAGUUGAAGGUGAGACUGAGAGUGGUGUUAUCAAACCAUUCUGGGUUAGACCAUACAGUAGCUCAUACAGUAACAUCAAGGGUGAGAGUGAACAGUUUGAAAUUACUACUAAAGUUUCAGAAUCUGUAUGUGAUGCAGUUGGAGUUGAAAAUAGUGACAGUAGAUCAUACAGUUACAGAGAGGUGAAGGCACAGCCUAAUGAAGUUGAAGAGUUAGCAUGUGCAGUUGAAGGUGAGACUGAGAGUGGUGUUAUCAAACCAUUCUGGGUUAGACCAUACAGUAGCUCAUACAGUAACAUCAAGGGUGAGAGUGAACAGUUUGAAAUUACUACUGAAGUUUCAGAAUCUGUGUGUGAUGCAGUUGGAGUUCAGAAUAGUGACAGUAGAUCAUACAGUUACAGAGAGGUGAAGGCACAGAAUGAAGUUGAAAAGUCUCUAUGUUAUGAAGUUGACGAGUCUCUAUUUUAUGCAGUUGAAGGUGAGACUGAGAGUGGUGUUAGCAAACCAUUCUCAGUUAGACACAGUAGAUUAUACAGUAACAGCAACGUAGCGAAUAAAGCGUCUACUGUUGAAGUUGCAAAGUCUGUAUGUGAUGCAGUUGAGAGUGUUAGCAAAUCCUUCAGGGAUAGGCCUAAAAAAGAGUGUAGCCCUGGACGUUCUGGAAUACAUUAUCAGAAUUACUCAAGGGCAGACCAAAAACAAGCGCAGACGCUUGGUUAUAGAAACCAAAAGGGAAAAAAGAUUUUAAAAAAAUAA